Molecule: messenger RNA, 1943 nt
Organism: Paramacrobiotus metropolitanus
Lineage: Eukaryota; Metazoa; Tardigrada; Eutardigrada; Parachela; Macrobiotidae
Exons: 10
Coding region: 530-1621 (363 amino acids)
Biological process (GO): regulation of synaptic transmission, cholinergic; sleep; positive regulation of voltage-gated potassium channel activity
Source: RefSeq, a predicted model, not a curated record
UUCAUGAAGCGCACGUACUGUAUUGUUAAAAAGACAUUGUGCUUUAUUGAAGUUUUGUAAAUUUGUAUUUAUUUGUAAAUUCGAAUACUCACGCAUGCAAGACCCAGCGCAUCGAAAUGUGAGUUUUUUCCCAUCAUCCUCAAUUUUACCGUCAUUAUUAGUAUGUGUACACGUAUGCAGCGCUUUAUAAUUAUUGAACAUCUUCCGAUUUUAAGCGUCAUUCUUAGUGUUACACUGCUGAAAAUUGUGAUGAAGUUACUGUUAAUUGCUCGUUUUUGAGCUACGCUCUGACGGUAUCUGGUGUAAUUUUUAUUACAUUUCAUUAUGAUGUGUACCGCAUUCGAAUUAUCUGGAUCAAGUUUUAUUUCAUUUAACAUAUCACCUUAUUACGAGGAUCGUUUUGAAUUCUGUGAGUCGGUUGUUUACAUCCCCAAGACGCGAUCAUGGUGGAUGUAGUUUAAAAUCGUAGUCAGCCAAAACCUUCCGCAAUCCUUUGAAGUAUUUAUGGUGUUAAGGAUGGUCUAUCUCUAUGCUCUGCGCACUCCAUGAUUGUUUGGUGCAAACGUCAUGUCUGCUUCUUGUUUUGCUAGUAUAUCGUAGAGGAACGGACCCGACCAGGAUCAAACCAAAAUCCAAACGUGCGAGAGCGCAGAAUAAGAAGUGUUACUCCUGCCUUUUCGGUCGUGAACCGGGCUGCGACGAUAACGACAAAUUGUCAUCCUCUCCCAGUAUUCAAAAAGUGGACUGCCCACCGAGCAGCUUUUGCACCGUCCGUUCCGAUCCGGACGUGGCAGGUGGAAAGUGGGGACGAGAAUGCGUUUCUGGGGGCGCUAACAUUAUCUCGCCGUUGCUGGAUCUCUUCGAUCGCAAAUGGCCAACCGGUGCCAGUUCCGUAUGCGGAAUCUCACCGUAUAAUCAUGGCAAGAUAUGUUUCUGCCGGACUGAUUUGUGUAACAGCUUCCUUGGAACUGAUCCCGAUGUAUCAACAUUGUUCAGCGGUAAAGGUUAUGGGUUUAUUAAUAAUGCCGGUAAGCCGGUUUAUUACGACCCCAAUAACAAGCCGACGGAUGCUCCGAAUUGGGGCCCGAUAAUUCCCGGCGCUAGCGGAGGCGGUGGGAGUGGCAGCGGCAGUGGUGGAGGUUCCAGCGGCAGUAGUGGAAGCGGUGCAGCUGGAAGUGGCGCAGGUACGUCGGGUGGCGGUGCUGCCGGUGGUGGCAGUGGGAGUGGUGGAGCCGGUAGCGCUGUUGGUGAAAGUGGGACGGGCGGUGGUGGUGGGGAUGGCACCGGCGGUGGCGCGGAUGGCAGCUCAGAUGGAACUGGCAGUGGCGGGCAGGGGGCCGGCUCUAAGGGCACCGGAGGUAGUGGUAGCGCGGGCGGAAGCGGUAAAGCACCUGGAUCUGGCGAUGGCACGGGCGACGGAACGGCUGGCGAUGGUGGAGGCUCUUCCAACACAAUGAUGAUCGUGGGAAUCGCAGCUGGGUUGCUUGUGCACAAAAUCGUUACGCACUGCCAUCAAGAAUGUAUUAAAGCAAUCUACUGGGCUGCAGAUUGGAGGAGCGGUGGGCGGUUAUAUGUAUUACCGCAAUCAGCAGAAAAAAAAGAAGGAGGAAGAGGAAGAUGAAGAAGAGGAGGAGGAAGACUAAUACAGCCAUUUUCGUUGAGUAUAAAUAAAACUUUAGAAAUUGUGCGACCGGGUACUCUAACUUCUAUUCUGUUUUGUGGAAUUGUGGGGAUGACGGUUUGUUAUUACUUUUAAACCAAUGUUUUAAUUUUUUUCUCCUGCUGUUAAUCGACAGCAACCAUAGCCAUAUUAAUUAAGGACAGCCAGAAGCAGUUUCGGUGCAUUCGAACGGAAUUAUUUUAUGACACUUCCGAUCACUUGGCGUUGUUCAGAGUGCUUUGAUUAAAUUGGUGUCAUUCGUGGUCUAGGGACGUGCAUUUAG